Messenger RNA from Scomber scombrus (Atlantic mackerel), 909 nucleotides. It is a transcript of the gene aqp3a, whose product is annotated as aquaporin 3a. The record is from RefSeq and is a predicted model, not a curated record. Gene Ontology annotation, biological process: water transport; glycerol transmembrane transport. Gene Ontology annotation, cellular component: basolateral plasma membrane; plasma membrane. The transcript is spliced from 6 exons. Gene Ontology annotation, molecular function: glycerol channel activity; urea transmembrane transporter activity; water channel activity. The coding region runs from base 1 to 909 and encodes 302 amino acids. Lineage: Eukaryota; Metazoa; Chordata; Actinopteri; Scombriformes; Scombridae.
AUGGGCAGACAAAAGGUGUAUUUGGAGAAACUGUCCGAGUUCUUCCAUAUCCGUAAUCUGCUGCUUCGUCAGGCCCUGGCAGAGUGUCUUGGCACUCUCAUCCUUGUGAUGUUUGGCUGUGGUGCUGUGGCCCAGCUGGUGCUGAGCAGUGGUUCCCAUGGGAUGUUUCUCACCGUCAACUUCGCCUUCGGCUUCGCUGCCACCUUGGGCAUCCUGGUCUGUGGCCAGAUAUCAGGUGGCCAUCUGAACCCUGCAGUGACCUUUGCCCUGUGCCUGCUUGGGAGAGAGCGCUGGAGAAAGUUCCCCAUGUACUUUCUAUUUCAGACAAUUGGUGCUUUCUUUGGUGCUGCCAUCAUUUUUGGCAUGUACUACGAUGCCCUGUGGGACCAUCCUGGGAGUUUCAAUAUGACUGGGCCAAAUAACACAGCUGGCAUCUUUGCUACCUACCCUGGAAAACACCUCACCAUUGUCAAUGGCUUCUUUGAUCAGAUUAUUGGCACAGCAGCGCUGAUCGUUUGUAUCCUGGCUAUUGUUGAUCCAUACAACAAUCCUAUCCCCCAAGGGCUGGAGGCCUUCACUGUGGGAUUUGUGGUUCUGGUCAUUGGAUUGUCUAUGGGUUUUAACUCUGGCUAUGCUGUCAAUCCUGCCAGAGACCUCGGACCACGUAUUUUCACUUCUUUGGCCGGAUGGGGCACUGGGGUUUUCACUGCUAGAAAUGGGUGGUUCUUGGUGCCCAUUUUUGCCCCAUUCCUUGGCACCAUCAUCGGUGUAAUGAUCUACCAGCUGAUGGUUGGCUUCCAUGUAGAGGGAGAAAUACGUGACCGGAAUAGGAGGGAGGAGGAGAAUGUCCGACUCACCAAUGUUGCCACCAACGAACACUCUAAAGAGGCUACCAAAGAAAUGCACUAA